GCGCGCUUCUCCAGAGGUGGAAACUGCGCCGGGCGCCGGCGCGUUCUGUCCGCACCCCUUCCUUGCCGGCCGGCGCUUCGGCUGCACAGUUUUGCCCAAGCCUCCGAGACUUAGUGAGCAGUGUCUUUCAGAAUUUGCCCACUUUUCUGGUAUAGCUACUUCCAAUGGCUGGGAAUAAAGGAAGAGGACGUGCUGCUUAUACCUUCAAUAUUGAGGCAGUUGGAUUUAGCAGAGGUGAAAAGUUACCUGAUGUAGCAUUGAAACCACCCCCACUAUUUCCUGAUACAGAUUAUAAACCAGUGCCAGUGAAAACAGGAGAGGGUGAAGAAUAUAUGCUGGCCUUGAAACAGGAGUUGAGAGAAACUAUGAAAAGAAUGCCUUAUUUUAUAGAAACACCUGAAGAAAAACAAGAUAUUGAAAGAUAUAGUAAAAGAUAUAUGAAGGUAUACAAAGAAGAAUGGAUACCAGAUUGGAGAAGACUCCCAAGAGAGAUGAUGCCAAGGAAAAAAUGCAAAAAAGCAGGCCCAAAAUCCAAAAAGGCAAAAGAUACCACCGGCAAAGGCACUUCAUUCACUAAUACGGCCGAUGUAUUGAAAAAGAUCGAGGAAUUGGAAAAGAGAAGCGAUGGUGAAAAAUCGGAUGAGGAAAAUGAAGAGAAAGAAGGAAGCAAAGAAAAAAGUAAAGAAGGUGAUGAUGAUGAGGAAGACGAUGCUGCAGAGGAAGAGGAAUAUGAUGAAGAAGAGCAAGAAGAGGAAAAUGACUACAUUAAUUCAUACUUUGAAGAUGGAGAUGAUUUUGGUGCAGACAGUGACGAUAACAUGGAUGAAGCAACUUACUAGCUAUGACAUUUCUCAAAAACUAUUUUUAUGAUACAGCUUUGGAACAUUUGGACAGACUUCUUUCCUAUUUCUGAUAAGGAAUGAGUAAGUAUUUUAUUUUUGUUCCUGUUUUGUUGGACAAACAUUUGUUACCAAAAUAUUCAGAACCACUUUAUGAGUUUACAUACCAGUUAUCUUACCAAUUAGUCUCUGACAUUCUGACAUUCUUUCUCAGUACCUGUUAUCCCUCUUAAGUUUGCAAGCAAAUUUUGUGGGUUUUUUGGUGUUAUUUAGAUUAGAAUGUGCCUAAAGGGUUUUUGCAUCUUUUAAUCUAUGUAUUCAUCCUUGAACAAAUUAUUGUUUAAUUGCUGAUAUUUUGUAAAAAACUAUCACUGGUCAUCAUAAUGGAUUUCUGUAAUCUGAAAGCUGAUUUAAUACUGCACAUACAGCACUUUAAAAACAAAGAAACUUGAAAAUAAUUUUACUUUUUAACUUUUACAUGGUAUGUUCUGUGCUACUACAUUAUGACUACAUAAACCUACCUGACCUCUUACAAGUACAUAUGACAUUAGUUUUGUGAUUGAAAACACACACACAGGGAAAGAUGCCAAUUAGAGCUAUGUAAAUUUCACAGCUAACAACUCGGCCAGUGCAAAAACCUGAGAUGCAUAUUAAAAAGACUUGAAUUUGGGGAUAACUUCAUACCAUCCAAUAUAUGAGUUAAUCAUCAUUCCACCAUAAUGUUUGGUAUCUUCAAAUCGUUGGGCUUAUGAAAAAUUAGACUGAGAUAUCUGAUUUAAAUUAGUACUUUAUAGAAGGUGGAGUAAGUUUUAGUUAUGUAAAUCUCACUGCAGAAUACAUAUGUGAAAUCUGUAAGGUGUAAUGGCCUCUAUUUUAACGUUUCCCUGAAAAUAAGACCUAG
Molecule: messenger RNA, 1740 nt
Organism: Rhinolophus ferrumequinum (greater horseshoe bat)
Lineage: Eukaryota; Metazoa; Chordata; Mammalia; Chiroptera; Rhinolophidae
Gene: POLR3G
Product: RNA polymerase III subunit G
Exons: 8
Coding region: 165-839 (224 amino acids)
Biological process (GO): transcription by RNA polymerase III; cell population proliferation
Cellular component (GO): RNA polymerase III complex
Source: RefSeq, a predicted model, not a curated record